Drosophila obscura is the source of this 1862-nucleotide messenger RNA. It is a transcript of the gene TTLL1A, whose product is annotated as probable tubulin polyglutamylase TTLL1. The transcript has 4 exons. Gene Ontology annotation, biological process: microtubule cytoskeleton organization; protein polyglutamylation. Gene Ontology annotation, cellular component: cilium. The coding region runs from base 138 to 1688 and encodes 516 amino acids. NCBI's taxonomy places the organism in Eukaryota, Metazoa, Arthropoda, Insecta, Diptera, Drosophilidae. Gene Ontology annotation, molecular function: tubulin binding; tubulin-glutamic acid ligase activity. The record is from RefSeq and is a predicted model, not a curated record.
GUCAGGCCAGCAGUAAAAACUCACGACAGCAACACAAAUCGACACUUAAAUUGACUGUUAAAAAUUCGUAGUAUUUCUAAAUUUCCAAAAGGGUCUCUUGCAGUGGAGGAGCCCGACUCCGGUCUGCUGCUAUUGCUAUGAAGCAUCAUGGCAGCCCGUCGCAGAGCCUCAAACGACGGUGCAAUGAUCAGAUCGAGGAGCACGGCGUGAUCAAGUCUUCGCCGCGUUUCAGUAAGCGCUUGAAGCCGAUACCGGAGCCAGCGACAGAGACAGAGCCAGAGCCAGAGAAAUGUAUGCUCUACAGCACAGAUGGUGACAAGUCCGCGUUGAUCUGCAACUUUGAGAAGCGUGGCUGGCUGCAGGUGCCGUCGAUCAAUGGGGAGUGGAACUUCUACUGGGCCUGCACCCAAACCUGUCGCUAUAUCUUCGGCAUCGAUCAGCCGUAUCGCAUGCGAUCGGAUCAAAUCAUAAACCACUUUCCCAACUCGAUGGAGCUGUCGCGAAAGGAUCUGCUCAUCAAGAACAUCAAGCGCUAUCGCAAGGAUCUGGAGCGCAAGGGCGAUCCAUUGGCCCAGACCUAUGCGCAGACCAUGAAGCUGGGCAUUGGGGGUACACGCUACAUGCAUUUGGAUAUCGUACCAAUGACCUUUGUCCUGCCCACCGAUUACAAUCUGUUUGUGGAAGAAUUCCACAAGAAUCCGGCCAGCACGUGGAUCGUCAAGCCCUGCAGCAAGUCGCAGGGCAAUGGAAUAUUUCUGAUCAACAAACUCUCCAAGCUGAAGAAGUACGCCUACGAGGCGCGCACCUUCUAUCCGCUGCUCAGCCGCAAUACCAGUGUCAUCUCGAGGUACAUAGACAAGCCGCUGCUCAUCGGUGGCAAGAAGUUCGAUCUGCGGCUGUUCGUGCUGGUGACCACGUUCAAUCCACUGAAGGCCUACCUCUACAGGGAGGGCUUCUGUCGCUUUUGUACGGAAAAGUACGACCACACAGACAUUGACAAUGUGUUCAUGCAUCUGACGAAUGUCAGCAUCCAGAAGACGAACCUAGUGUACAAUUCGACGCAUGGCGGCAAGUGGCCUGUCCAGAAUCUUUGGCUCUACUUGGACAGCCUGAGGGGCGGUGGCGUUUCGAAAACUCUCUGGCAACGCAUCUGCGAGACGAUCCGGCACUCCCUGGACGCAGUGGCCCCAGUGAUGUCCAACGAUCGGCACUGCUUUGAGGUCUAUGGCUAUGACAUCAUCAUCGACAACAAUCUGAAGCCGUGGCUCAUUGAGAUCAACACCUCGCCAUCGAUGCACGCGACCACGCCAAACGAUCGCAUGCUCAAGUCGCGGCUGAUAGACAAUGUCCUGGAUGUGGUAGUGCCACCCAGUGGCAUGCCCGACGAUCACUGGGACAAGUCGCCCGAUCCCAAUCUACUCGCCAAUUUCACUGUGCUGAUGCCCGUCGUAAGGAAGAAGGAGCCGCCAGCACCACUGCCAGUGGCAGCCCCGACCCAAGGUCAUGCGAAAAAGAAACGCAAAAUAAAGACAGCCAAGAAGAAGCGUGUCCAGCAAGAAACCCGUCCUCCCACAGACGAUGAGGAGCAGGAGCAGGAGGAGGAGGGACCAAUAAAGAGCAGCAAGUCGCCAGUGCGACGGCACACGACACCACCCUCGUAUGCCAAGACGAGGAUCAUUCAGCGAUGAAUCCAUCCAACAUAUGUAUGUGUGUAUAUUCGAUGUAUAACAGUUUGAUAAUUGUUCAUGGAAAUUUGUUAACUUUUAAUUCGCAAUUCGGUGCCGCAAUUUACAAAUUACUUACAAAGUACACAAAAUAAACAUCUAUGGUAUGCAAUCAGCUACUCCCCAUAAUGUAUACGC